AUGGACACCUCCAGUGGUGCCCGGGUGGUGAAGCCUUCCUCAGGCUUGUCAAAGGGGCGCACUGCCAAACAGGCCCACCCCGCUGAGAUGGCCCGAAUGGGCAGCACUGAAAACGACAAUCACGGUUCCUCCUAUAAUGAGAAAUCAGAGGGUAAGAAGAAAGGACGCCCUCGCGUGGAGGUGCAGGAGCUGCGCAUUAUUCCCGCCCAUAUGAUGGUUCAGUGGAAAGAGGAGUUUAAGAGUCGUUCCAGGGUGAAAUGUCCAUGCUCAGGCUGCUGGUUGGAAUUCCCCAGUAUUUACGGACUUAAAUAUCACUAUCAGCGAUGCCAAGGGGCGACUAUAGCAGAGAAGCUGAGUCACAGAUGCCCGUGCUGUGAGGCUGUGUUUGCCACCAAGGUACGUCUUCAGAAGCACAAGCUGUGGAACCACCCAGAAAGGGUCACCAUGGAGACCAAGUCCGGGGUCACCAAAUCUAAUCCCAAGUCCGAACCCAAACAACAGAAAAGCCCUGUGAAGGGAAAUGCCAAAAAAAGGCCCACAGAGAACAGCCCUCCAUCACCCUUAAUUGUCAAGGUGAAGAAGACCCAGGAGGUGUCUCAGCCCUCUCAGAAUGGGGAGUGCGCCCCCCUGAGGCCGGACAGGAAACAGCAGCAGGGGACGUCCGUAGACACUGGGGACAGUGAGAGCGAGGGGGGCAGUCUACCCCCACCCUUCCCUGAGGAGGACCCUGAGAGAAUGAAGCACAGGAGGAAGCAGAAAACUCCAAAGAAGUUCACCGGGGAGCAGCCGUCUAUUUCAGGAACAUUCGGUUUGAAAGGAAUGAAUAAGGUGGAGGAGAAGUUGAAAGCAGGUCGGAUGAAGAGGGCGGAAGGGGCUCUGUUCACCAAGGAGUCCCGGAGGAAGCAGUCAGUUCAAGCUCCCACCAGAAAAGAGACUGCUGCUAUCAGUUCAGUUCCCCCUGCUGAAGCCCAGUGGCAGAACACCAUCUCUGAGAGAGGGGAAGUGGUCUGUCCCACCUGCUCUGUUGUCACUCGCAAGACCGUCCACGGUCUCAAGAAGCACAUGGAGAUCUGUCAGAAGCUGCGGGACGCUCUCAAAUGUCAGCAGUGUCAGAAACAGUUCCGAUCAAAAGCUGGACUCAAUUACCACAGCAUGGCUGACCACGUUAAGGGCUGUUCAGCUCAUUUCUCCAAUCUGAUGGGUUAUCAGUAUCAUCAGAAACGCUGUGGCAGAGAGCUACCAGACGGACAGAAGCCUGUCUUCCUGUGCCAGCACUGUGGUAAGACAUAUCGCUCAAAAGCUGGCCGUGACUACCACCUGCGCACCGAGCACCCCAUCACUGCCCUGUCCACACACUCGCUCACAGCUGAGGACUGGAAACAGGAAGACAGUAAAGAUGAGGAGGAUGUGCUGGAGGACGAAGAAGAGGAGGAGGAGGAGGAGGAGGAAGAAGAGGAAGAGCCUGUGCAGAAGAAGGGCAGAGAGAAGUCAAAGGAGAGAGUAGACGAACCGGUGGAGAAGAUGGAGCAGAGGAAGGAGGAGAAAACAGAGAUGGAGGAGCUGCUGGAUUUGGAGAGGACGCCCAGUGGCAGGGUGCGCCGGCGCUCGGCUCAGGUGGCGGUGUUUCACCUGCAGGAGAUCGCAGAGGACGAGCUGGCCAAAGACUGGGGCACCAAACGACGCAUCAAAGAUGACCUCGUACCAGACAUCAAGAGGCUCAACUAUACACGACCAGGCCUUCCCAACUUUAGCCCAGAAACUGUGAACAGCUGGAAGAACGAGGUGAAGGAGAAAGGAUUUAUCUGCUGCCCCAAUUGUAACUGUGAGGCUAUCUACUCAAGUGUAUCUGGACUUAAAGCACACUUGGCAAGCUGUAACAAGGGAGGGGGCGACGUAGGGAAGUACACUUGUUUGCUCUGUCAGAAGGAGUUUAACUCUGAGAGCGGCGUGAAGUACCAUAUCAGCAAGACACACUCUCAGAACUGGUUUCGGGCAUCUACCAAUGAGGUGACUAACAACAAGAAAAAAGAGCCAGAGAGCAAUGGCUUACAGAAGGACAUGAAAAACGUAGUGCCUGGGAAGAGGAGGGGACGAAAGCCCAAAGAGCACCACCUGGUGACAGCCUUCUUUCCAGCAGAGACUCAGAGCUUCAGCUCUGCUCCACCCCAGACCGUAAGCCCAGCCCCAGAAAGCCAAACCCUCACACCCAACCCCGUCACCAACACCCCAACCACUCCCCCUUCCCCAGUGGACAGUGUGAAUCCAGCCCACGCCAGAGACACACAGCCCCCUAGAAAGAAACGAGGCAAAACUAAGAAAGCGUCGACCACUGAGUAACACGGCUUUUACUCCGUCAACACCAGAAGGGAUGCUUUCCGAACUUCUCCGGAUAAAUCUUUAGUCAAUUCGGUCAUGGAAAUGAAGGAUGGCACAGAAGAACAAGCUCGGAAAGAUGAAUGGCAGAACAAGGGGAUGAAAUACAGCAGAAAACAACAAUGAUUUGCUCUUGUAUUGUUUUCACACUGAUCUUUGUGUUUUUUAAGCCGAGUAUAUACAUUAUGUGUGUGCUUGUGUAUACUUAUAUAUAUUACUCCUGUUGUUUUUUCAUUCCAUUUUUAUAGUUGAUUUUAAUAAGUUGUUCACUCUA
Messenger RNA from Sinocyclocheilus grahami, 2647 nucleotides. RefSeq names its product zinc finger protein 512B-like. The record is from RefSeq and is a predicted model, not a curated record. NCBI's taxonomy places the organism in Eukaryota, Metazoa, Chordata, Actinopteri, Cypriniformes, Cyprinidae. Gene Ontology annotation, molecular function: zinc ion binding. Bases 1 to 2337 code for a protein of 778 amino acids. The transcript is spliced from 15 exons.